Tigriopus californicus is the source of this 1473-nucleotide messenger RNA. RefSeq names its product hairy/enhancer-of-split related with YRPW motif protein 1-like (gene Hey). Bases 393 to 1349 code for a protein of 318 amino acids. Gene Ontology annotation, molecular function: protein dimerization activity; RNA polymerase II cis-regulatory region sequence-specific DNA binding; DNA-binding transcription factor activity, RNA polymerase II-specific. Gene Ontology annotation, cellular component: nucleus. The record is from RefSeq and is a predicted model, not a curated record. The transcript has a single exon. Gene Ontology annotation, biological process: anterior/posterior pattern specification; regulation of transcription by RNA polymerase II; regulation of neurogenesis. NCBI's taxonomy places the organism in Eukaryota, Metazoa, Arthropoda, Copepoda, Harpacticoida, Harpacticidae.
UUGCGGGAAGAGGUCCCCGCUCGUGCUCCUCGGUCACUGGAUUGUUGGCACAAGUUCCAUCCAGAGAAUAUGAUGGCUCGCGCCCUCUACCAAAACGAGGGUAGAGGGUAGAGGGUGAAGGACUACUGGGUGGUGAGUGCCACCACUUGGGGGAUGCAAGAAUAGGAGGGUGAAAAUGGAUCGAAUUUACUGAGGGAAAGUACGAGAGUGGAUUUUUUCUCGAGGAUGGGACACGCGACCAUGUCAGAUCCUGCCCAAAGUCCCUCGCGUUCAGACGUGCCUUACGGAGUCAGGUCUUUGGAUCACGUCAGCACCGUUUUCUUCAAAGUCCCUGAGGACCUGAACUCUUCAUCAAUACCUUUCGAGUCCCUCGACUACCCUUGACCUUGGCGAUGAACGGGUUGAAACGAUCUAUGAGUCCGUGCAGUGAUAUGGACGAUUACUCCGAAGAUGGUCGUGACAACUGCACUGUGACCGGAAGUGAUAUGCACGGUCACACCUCCACUCGGAAGCGCAGGCGUGGCGUGAUCGAGAAGAGACGCCGGGAUCGGAUCAACAACUCCCUCAACGACCUGAAGCGAUUGGUUCCCACGGCCCUGGAGAAAUCAGGCUCGGCCAAAUUGGAAAAAGCAGAGAUUCUUCAAAUGACCGUCGAGCAUUUGAAGAUGGUCUCAAGUAAGGGAUUCACCGAUCUAAACUACGACCCUCAUCGAUUCGCCAUGGACUAUCAUAACAUUGGAUUUCGAGAAUGUGCAGCCGAAGUGGCUCGAUAUUUGGUAGCCGUGGAGGGUAUGGACGUGCAAGAUCCACUCAGAAUCCGAUUGAUGUCCCAUUUGCAAAUGUUCGCGGCGCAAAAAGACUUUGGUCGUGCCCACGCUUCCGCCACUCCCUCGUACAUGGGAGCUCAAAGCAACACUUGGUCGGGUUACUCCACCCCAUCCAACGCUUAUCAACACCACCAACACCAGCAUCAUCACGUAGCUACCCCACCCUCGUUUGAGACGGUCAAAACUACCACGCCCCUGAACGAAACGCCCAUUCUGGACCCCAGUACGGGUUAUUACGCGCUCUCGAACUCCACGCGUCUCAAUUCGUCGACCCCGACCACCUCGGAAAAUCCCUACAUGGAUAACUCGCAUUCAUCUUCGCUCAUGUCCACACCCGGUAGUGGCGGACAUUUUUCGUCUCAAUUCUCGUUUUCCACGGCUUCCGGCCAUCACUCGUCCUAUUCGAGUCCGCCCAUCGCUUCCACCGCCCAACCCACCGAGCUUUCACUGAGCACUCACAACAGCCAUGGACAAAAGCAGCCGCCAUACCGCCCUUGGGGGGCACCCGAGAUGGCGUGCUAGCGCUAACGUAACCUAACCCUAUCGCAUCAGCCAUGGAUUCUAUUUUUUGUGCCAUAACUUCGUCAACCUCAAAACUGACCCAUCAUGAUCAUCAUCAUCAUCAUCAUCAUCAUCGUCUUGUGAU